AUCUUACGGAGGCCGAAUGCUUUACGGUAGAAAAGCUCAAAAAAGAGGGCAUGUUUGCUGCCAAAAUUGCAUGCAUCCUUGAUAGAUCAGAUACUUCUGUUAAAAACUGUCUUAAACGAUUACGUUUAACUGAUAAUUCUAGUUAUCUUAAAAGAAAGUCUAGUGGUAGAAAACUACUUGUGAAUAAGCGUUAUGAACGUUUAAUUAUAAGAAAACCCCAAGCCAAGGAACAUAAAAAUUGGACUAAAGAAGAUUGGCAACAUGUUUUAUGGACUGACGAAUCAUCUGUUAGCACUGACUCAAAUAGAAAAUUUCGAGUUUGGCAUCACAAAGAAGAAGUAUAUGAUCAAAGUUGUACACAAGCAACUGUUAAAAGUG
Racocetra persica is the source of this 378-nucleotide messenger RNA. Lineage: Eukaryota; Fungi; Glomeromycota; Glomeromycetes; Diversisporales; Gigasporaceae. The record is from the annotation of a GenBank genome assembly.